AUGGAAAGCAAACUUAUCGGAGCUAGGUUCUACAUCAAAUUAGCCGGGUCACUGUCAGCAAGAGACGAACAAGGCCAUGGGACACACACGGCGUCCACGGCUGCCGGUAAUGUGGUUCAAGCCGCCAGCUUUUACGGCCUGUCUCAAGGCACUGCCCGAGGUGGAGUUCCAUCGGCUAGAGUCGCCGCCUAUAAAGUCUGCCUCAAGGGCUACUGCAGCGACGCAGAUAUCCUUGCCGCGUUCGAUGAUGCCAUAGCCGACGAUGUUGACGUUAUCUCGAUCUCUAUCUCAACCAAUGAUGUCUCCGAUUUGUUGAAUGGUUCUAUAGCAUUGGGUCGGUUCACGCAAUGUCUCGGAGGGAUAAUCACGGCAGGCUCCGCUGGGAACAGAGGGCCCGACCAAGGGACAGUAGCAAAUGUAUCACCGUGGAUGAUAACAGUCGCAGCUAGUGCUACGGAUCGGCGUUUCGUCGACAGAGUCGUUCUUGGUAACGGAAAAGCUUUAACGGGUUUGUCAGUUAAUCCAGUCAUUGGGACCAAGUUCCCGAUCGUUUACGGCUGA
Molecule: messenger RNA, 561 nt
Organism: Arabis nemorensis
Lineage: Eukaryota; Viridiplantae; Streptophyta; Magnoliopsida; Brassicales; Brassicaceae
Source: the annotation of a GenBank genome assembly